AGCUGUGCUGUAGGAUUGGCUGCCUCAGCUGCUACUCACACACUGCAUUGCAUCAUCCGGAUUGACACGCUCUGCUCAUUGGUCCAACUGGUAGAGUUCCCCUAUGUUGAGAUUUCGCAAUACUUAGUGCUCCACUACCAAACAACAGAAACUGGCAUUUAAAGAAAAUACAAUUGUUUCAGCUUCGAUUUAAAUUGAAUUCCAUUGACUAAUUUAUCAGCAGGUAUAACACAAUAUCUAUAUGUUGAAAGGAAGCAUUGCCAAAAGGUUCUUGGAUUCAUCAACAAAUAUAUUCAGCAUCUUCAGUCCUUCCAAAAUAAAGUAAGAUAGAUAACAACUAGGUGGUGGAAGCAGACAUUUAGCCCAAAUGAGCAAGCCGUCACAGCAGAAAACUACUAAAGACCAAAACGGAGUGAGCGUCAUCCAGACCCAGGCUCAUACAAGUGGUUUGCAGCAAGUCCCCCAGCUGGUGCCAGUCAGUCCUGGUGGAGGUGGCAAAGCCAUGGCCCCCAGCAAGUCGAAAAAGUCUGCGGAUAAGGAAAGCGAUGAAUACCGCCAGCGUCGGGAGCGCAACAACCUUGCUGUGAAGAAGAGCCGCAUGAGAAGCAAGCAGAAAGCUCAGGAUACCCAAGCGAGGGUAAACGAACUGAAGGAAGAAAACGAGCGUUUGGAAUCUAAGAUUAAGCUCCUCAGCAAAGAGCUCAGUGUCCUGAAGGAUUUGUUUCUUGAGCAUGCUCACAACCUUGCAGAUAAUGUACAGCCGCAAAGCAACGAUGGCACCAAGACAGGGCAGAACAACAACAGCAACACUGGACAGUAGUCAACAAGAAAGUUCACGGUUCCCUGCGGGACGCUCUGCUCUUGGCUUCGGAGACCGCAGUCUCACCUCAUCCAAGGGCAGCACCACAUCGGUCAGGGAACCCCUUUUACUAUUACUUCCUUUCAGGUCUCCGCGAGACCUAUCCUCGCCCCGUAAGGCAGCUCUGCCACCACACGGAGCCUGAGUAAUCUGGUUUUAAGGUGUUUUGCUACAAUCAAAAUGCUUAAUUUUUAGUAUUUUAUUUUAAAUAACUACUGCUGUAUUUAACUCAGUCAUCACACAAUCAUUCAUCCCAGGAGUGCUGCAAUGCAAGCCUAGUAUGCUUCCCUAAUAUAUACAUAUUUCUUACAAAAACAAACCCAACACAAGUUCCUUGAAUGAAUAUCGUUAAUGUAAUUAGUUAUUACAAUACUAUAAAUGUGUGAAAAAUUAAGGCUACAUGUUCACAUAUUGAAAGCUGGAAUUAACUAGCCUUAGAUUUGGAGCUAUUGAUUUACCUUCAUUAGGGCAGCAGUGUGUAGUAGUGGUUAGGGCUCUGGACUCUUGACCGGAGGGUUGUGGGUUCAAUCCUAGGUGGGGGACACUGCUGCUGUACCCUUGAGCAAGGUACUUUACCUAGAGUGCUCCAGUAAAAACCCAACUGUAUAAAUGGGUAAUUGUAUGUAAAAAUAAUGGGAUAUCUUGUAACAAUUGUAAGUUGCCCUGGAAAAGGGCGUCUGCUGAAAAAUAAAUAAAUAAAAAUAAUGACAUCACUGGCAUAAGAAUCCAAUCACAUUCUAUUUUUAAAUCUACUAGCUGACAGUGCACUGUAAAUUAAUGUAGCAUAUUUAAACAUGUUGAGCAAACAGUACUUUAUGAAAAAGGUAAGGUAAUUUGUAAGUGGUAAAGGGCUUUAAAACCAGGCGACAGGAAAGUAAACAAGUGCCUCUUAACUAGUUGAUAAAGCCCUGCAACCUUAACAUAAUACAUUUUGCAGUUUAAACAUAAUGGGGGGCGGAUUAAAGUGAUAAGUGUGGUAUUAAAACUGUCAAAUACUUUAUACUGUGGUAUAAAAACACAUUCAUUCAAAUGUAAUUUGUUAGCUACAGUAAGGCAGGUUUAAAUAACAAACUUCAAGUAACAUGUUUAAAAACAGUAGCAAAACAUAGAAAUUAUAUAUAUAUAAUUGCCAUAUUAUAUAAUUAGCUAGAGCGCAAGAUACCAAACCCAACUACAUAAUGUACUGAAUAAUUAUAUAUAUACAGACGUGCUCAAAUUUGUUGGUACCCUUACAGCUCAUUGAAAUAAUGCUUCAUUCCUCCUGAAAAGUGAUGAAAUUAAAAGCUAUUUUAUCAUGUAUACUUGCAUGCCUUUGGUAUGUCAUAGAAUAAAGCAAAGAAGCUGUGAAAAGAUAUGAAUUAUUGCUUAUUCUACAAAGAUAUUCUAAAAUGGCCUGGACACAUUUGUUGGUACCCCUUAGAAAAGAUAAUAAAUAAUUGGAUUAUAGUGAUAUUUCAAACUAAUUAGUUUCUUUAAUUAGUAUCACACAUGUCUCCAAUCUUGUAAUCAGUCAUUCAGCCUAUUUAAAUGGAGAAAAGUAGUCACUGUGCUGUUUGGUAUCAUUGUGUGCACCACACUGAACAUGGACCAGAGAAAGCAAAGGAGAUCAGAAAGAAAAUAAUAGACAAGCAUGGUAAAGGUAAAGGCUACAGACCAUCUCCAAGCAGCUUGAUGUUCCUGUGACAACAGUUGCAAAUAUUAUUAAGAAGUUUAAGGUCCAUGGAACUGUAGCCAACCUCCCUGGGCGCGGCCGCAAGAGGAAAAUCGACCCCAGAGUGAACAGAAGGAUAGUGCGAAUGGUAGAAAAAGAACCAAGGAUAACUGCCAAAGAGAUACAAGCUGAACUCCAAGGUGAAGGUACGUCAGUUUCUGAUUGCGCCAUCCGUCGCUUUUUGAGCGAAAGUGGGCUCCAUGGAAGAAGACCCAGGAGGACUCCACUUUUGAAAGAAAAACAUAAAAAAGCCAGACUGGAAUUUGCUAAAAUGCAUAUUGAUAAGCCACAAUCCUUCUGGGAGAAUGUCCUUUGGACAGAUGAGUCAAAACUGGAGCUUUUUGGCAAGUCACAUCAGCUCUAUGUUCACGGACGAAAAAAUGAAGCUUUCAAAGAAAAGAACACCAUACCUACAGUGAAACAUGGAGGAGGCUCGGUUAUGUUUUGGGGCUGCUUUGCUGCGCCUGGCACAGGGUGCCUUGAAUCUGUGCAGGGCACAAUGAAAUCUCAAGACUAUCAAGGCAUUCUGGAGCGAAACAUACUGCCCAGUGUCAGAAAGCUCUGUCUCAGUCGCAGGUCAUGGGUCCUCCAACAGGAUAAUGACCCAAAACACACAGCUAAAAGCACCCAAGAAUGGAAAAGAACAAAACAUUGGACUAUUCUGAAGUGGCCUUCUAUGAGCCCUGAUCUGAAUCCUAUCGAACAUCUAUGGAAAGAGCUGAAACUUGCAGUCUGGAGAAGGCACCCAUCAAACCUGAGACAGCUGGAGCAGUUUGCUCAGGAAGAGUGGGCCAAACUACCUGUUAACAGGUGCAGAAGUCUCAUUGAGAGCUACAGAAAACGUUUGAUUGCAGUGAUUGCCUCUAAAGGUUGUGCAACAAAAUAUUAGGUUAGCGGUCCCAUCAUUUUUGUCCAUGCCAUUUUCAUUUGUUUUCUUAUUUACAAUAUUAUGUUGAAUAAAAAAUCAAAAGCAAAGUCUGAUUUCUAUUAAAUAUGGAAUAAACUAUGGUGGAUGCCAAUUACUUUUGUCAGUUUCAAGUCAUUUCAGAGAAAAUGGUGCAUUCUUCGUUUUUUGUGAAGGGGUACCAACAAAUUUGAGCACGUCUGUAUAUAUAUAUAUAUAUAUAUAUAUAUAUAUAUAUAUAAUUGUGAAUUUGAAUUAAUACAGGUGAAUAAUUGCCUUCUAUUGGGCCUUGUAACAGGGCGAGGUGCCCUGUACAUUGUCUUGUUUAUUUAUUUUUAGAUCGGGGUCUCCCCCUCCACCCCUGUGCAGAUUGUUUUGUGUUUGUUUAUUUUUAUGUCGGCGCCGUAUGUUUUGUUAUUGUUUUGUUUAAAUUACGGUGUAGCCGAUUGUUUAUUUUAUCUGUUUAGUAACGUGGAUGGGAAGCCCCAUCCACAUGGUAUUUAAAAAAAAACUUGUGCAGAAGGUGGCCAUCUCCCGAAUUAAUUAGGUGAUUUAAUUUGUUGCUAAUCGGGAGAUGGUCACCUGUUAUAAAAGCCUGCAGCUCUCGGCACUCGGGGUGGGUGUUUUAGGAGCGGAGAGAGCGAGAGUGGAGAGAACUGAGAGAGAGAAACUUAAAUAACAUAGGAACAGUGAAGGCAAUCUGCCCAGCCUGACCUGUGUUUUAUUUAUUUUGUGUUCGUGAUUUGUUUUAUUUACCCUUUUAGUUUGCUCUGUGAGCACAGUGUGUUUUUGUUGAAAUAUUUUAUUUAUUUUUGUUUUGCUUAAUAAAAACGACGGCACAGCCUUUA
Messenger RNA from Acipenser ruthenus (sterlet), 4322 nucleotides. RefSeq names its product CCAAT/enhancer-binding protein gamma-like. Gene Ontology annotation, biological process: DNA-templated transcription; regulation of transcription by RNA polymerase II. Bases 368 to 820 code for a protein of 150 amino acids. The transcript has 3 exons. The record is from RefSeq and is a predicted model, not a curated record. NCBI's taxonomy places the organism in Eukaryota, Metazoa, Chordata, Actinopteri, Acipenseriformes, Acipenseridae. Gene Ontology annotation, molecular function: DNA-binding transcription factor activity, RNA polymerase II-specific; RNA polymerase II cis-regulatory region sequence-specific DNA binding.